This is a messenger RNA of Lymnaea stagnalis (great pond snail), 11350 nucleotides long. NCBI's taxonomy places the organism in Eukaryota, Metazoa, Mollusca, Gastropoda, Lymnaeidae. The record is from the annotation of a GenBank genome assembly.
GGUGACGCAGCAACAUCAUCCAUUCUUCACAAUGGCUGCCCUCUUCGGUAACAGCUCUUCAAAUCGCAAUCAAAGUAAAAAUUUAGUGGAGUUCCGAGCAGGAAAAAUGCACAUGAAAGGCAAGAUGGUUCAUCCUGAUAAGAGAAAGGGGCUCGUUUAUGUAUAUCAAUCAGAUGACUCCCUCAUGCAUUUCUGUUGGAAAGAUCGCAAUUCCGGAGCUGUUGAAGAUGUACGUUCAAGUUACUAGUUACGUUGUAUGAUGAGAUGACAGUGGCCAAAGUCGUCUGUGUAUUUUGUGUCUGUUGAAUGAAACUUAUAUUUAAUUUUGGUAAAUGCAAAUAAGAGAUGCCAUGGUUUUUUCCCAUGGCCGGCAUCUUGUUUGACACGACCAGUUAAUUCUGUCACUAACUUUGGUAAAAAAUUUAAACAUUUUGUAAAAAUAAGCCAAUGGCAUAGUUCAAUAGAGCUAAUUUUUUACAGAAUUAUAACACCAAAAUCAUAUUUUUAGCUGUUGUAGUUUAAAAGUUAUGAAUUUUUAAAGUAAGACUUGGUUUGUCCUUUUUUAACAUGGACUGAGUCUCCACAUUCUGUGACCUCAUUCCGCUGAUCGCGUCAUGUGCAAUGACCAUAUAGUUAAUAUAAAUAUAAAGCAACGCAUUCCCUUAUCACUAAAAUACUGUUUAGGGUCGACUUAUUUUAAACUUUCAACUUUGGCACAUGAAUAAUUAAUUAAAGCUUUCCCUGACCAAUGGUUUAAUAGUUUUUGCACACAGCAAACUCUUAUGAAUGAAACUCUGAGAUAGUACUACGAUAUAGCCGUUAUGCAAGUGGCUGUGAAUGGUUGCCAAUGACAACGUGUUGCACAGGGAAAAUUCUGAUCAUUUAUAAUAUGGACUCUACAGGGUUUUUAAAGCUCAAAUUAAAACAUUCCAGUUUAAAUAAAUGUCUUCAAAAUGCAUUCUGAAACAUAGUGGUAAUAAUUAAAUAUUUCCUAAGUAUCGGCAACUUCCGCCAUUAAAAAGGAGGAGUGGCCCACACCAUGUUGAAAUUAGGCUGAGCCACCUUAUGGUGAUAUGGGUCACUGGGAGAAGCGUAACGAACGUGGGACACGACCUACAUCAAUGAAACUUGGCACAGAUAUAGAUCAAUAUCUAAUGCUUAUACAGAUUUAAUCAAAAAGGGCGUUAUCUUAUUAUUUCACAAAAAAUUUUGUAUGCGAAGAUGCCUUAAAUAUACCAAAGAUUUUUAAAAUAAAGGUCGAUUGAAAAAAGCAAAAUAGCUGGCUAGAAAUGUAGGCCAAGAUGUCUUCCAAAUUAUAUGGCCGGAAACGGAACUCAAAUAUAUGUGGAAAGAACUAAUUUAAUAAUAAAUAGACACACACAUCGGAAAAUUAAAAACUCUGAUUUUUCGGCGCCGACGCCCUUUUCCGAUACAAAAAAAAGUAGUAGUCUCCCUUGUUUCAUCGAAGUAUCUACACUAAACCUAACUAAAUGUAUCCUUAAGCCUUAAACAGAACCAGAACCCUAAAAUGCCUAAAUUUCUAAAUGAUGUAUUUGUUGGUACCUAAGAAAAAAAAUAAUAAUAAUUAUUUUGAUAAUAGUUAUUUAUAUCAAAUUUCGGCAAUAAUUAUUAGGCCUAGGCUAUUCAAAACUUAAGUUAGUUAAGACAAAACCUAUUGAUUGGGUCUGAGAGUUUGCUAUUUAAAAGUAUUUACAUGGUAAAAGUAGGCUAAGUUAACUAAGUAGCUUCAUAGAAUUCUUAAAAACUAGGUUCAUCCAUUCUGAUAGGGCAAAGACCCUACUGAACUGAAACUCAAUAAGUCUAAUAAAGCUACCUGGAAAAAUAAAAUCCAUAAGUUAGAAUUAGAAGUUUCGGUAAAUGUAUAGUGGCAUGGGUUUGUCAAGAGUUGUCUCGCGCACUAAGUGCAGUGACGUCACUGUGGGUAAUCCCAACACUGGUCUUCAGGUGACAGGACCAACAGUUAUUGGACCUGAACGAUGUGUAAGAUAAUUUUCCUGCUCUUCAAUGAACAUUAUGCACAUCAUAAACUAAAUCUAACCAUUGAUACAGUUAAUUUAAAAUAUAUGAAAAUGUCCCAAAGUUUUUAUUUUAAUUCAACUUACAAGGUUCAAAAGAAAUUUUAAAAAAGAAACUCAUCCUUUGCUGAUACCCCAAGAUGAACACCAGCAAAAAAGACACACACAAUUUUAAAAGUGAUGUCUUUUGUUUGGUUGAAGAUUCCUCCCCCCUACUUUCUAUACAAAAAUUAGAAAUAAAAGAAUUUCUAGAGGAAAAAAAAACUUUCAUCAAUUAAAUACGGAGCUAAAAAUCAAAACAUUUUGAAAUAUGGAAUUAUGGCCAGGUGUUGACCUGGGGAACCUGCAGGACCUAUAAUAAUAGCUUAGCUUUGUGCUAUUUAUAAAGAAGAUGAACUGUAAGCUUUUUCCAUGUAGAAACCAUUAUGAGAAUUAUAUUAGGCCAAUAUACCGGCAAAUAUAAUUUCACUACAAUUUAAUGGGUUUGAUUCAGUAACUCCAUCUUUUCUCAAUUAAACUUUUUUUUUUUUUUAUAUUUUAUAGCGGAUUUUAAAAAAAAUCCUGGUAUUUUUCCAGUUAAAAAAAACAAAUUGAAUUAUCAUUUUGCAAAUUAUUAAUUUUAAAAAAUAUUCAAUUAUUAAGUUUCAAAAAUUCAAGAAAUAUGUAGAAACCAUUAUGAGAAUUAUAUUAGGCCAAUAUACCGGCAAAUAUAAUUUCACUACAAUUUAAUGGGUUUGAUUCAGUAACUCCAUCUUUUCUCAAUUAAACUUUUUUUUUUCUUUUAUAUAUUAUAGCGGAUUUUAAAAAAAAUCCUGGUAUUUUUCCAGUUAAAAAAAACAAAUUGAAUUAUCAUUUUGCAAAUUAUUAAUUUUAGAAAAUAUUCAAUUAUUAAGCUUCAAAACUUCAAGAAAAAUAUAUGGAUCAAGUGCUAAAAUUGUAUAAUCAUGUUUGUUUGGCUUAAGGGAACAUUCAGAGUAUUUCAAACAAAUAAAUUAGAUAGGCUAAGGAUUUUUUUUCCACAAAAUAUCCACACAAAAAAAAAGGGUUGCAUUUAAGUGUAAUUUGUUUGUUUGACAUGCAGGAUCUGAUCAUAUUUCCUGAUGAUAUAGAGUUUAAAAAUGUGAGUCAGUGCACUACUGGCAGAGUUUAUGUCCUCAAAUUCAAGUCAUCAUCAAGGAAAUUCUUUUUUUGGCUUCAGGUAGGAACAAUUUCUAAAGUCAGAUUUAUUCAUGUCAUGUAAACAUUGUUGCCACUUGGAGAUGUUCAAGUUAAUUAACAAAGCCUAAAAUAUAUAUUUGUGCCAGAAGAAGAAAUUUUUUUUCUUUAAAUACUGAACAAUUUAUUCUGGAAGAUUUUUUUUCCAGAUUAGUUAUUUCAUACCUUACAAAAGUCUAAUGCAUAAUUAUAUUUCAUUUAUAAAUGAAUACAUAACAUAUACAUAGGAACCAAAAACAGACAAAGAUGAAGAGAACUGUAAGAAAGUGAAUGACUUUCUCAACAAUCCACCAACUCCUGGAUCAUCUAGAGGUGGAGGAAGUAGCGGGGGCCUACCUUCUGAUUUGUCAAACCUUGGUGAGUUUACCUAACAUCAAAUUUUUGAAAAAAAAAUUAUUAAUAAAUAAAUCAUUUAUUUUAGCUGAUGAACUAUUUAGUUGCUAUAUAUUUGUUGUUACCAUUUCUCAUUUGAUUUUCUCACAUUAACUAAUUUAAUCUGUACUAUUUUUUAAAAAUUUAUGUUCUUUUAAUGUCCAGAAGAUAUAUGACAGCACACUUAGAAUGACCAGUAAUUCAAAUAGUAACUUUAAAUUGAGAACAUCAAUGUGUGUGUUUAAAGACCCUUGGAAUAUUAUGAACAAGAAUGCUCUUUGAAUCCUUUUCAGGUCUAGACUGAGGAAUUUAAAAUAAACCAAACAUUUGAUGUCAUAUAUCAUUUUUUAAUUUAUAAAUCAUAUGAUGGCUAACAUGUAAUAUUAAUUAUUUUUUUUUAAAGCUUAAAUCUGAAGUAUAAUAGAAAGGCCUGUUCUGAUUUUGUAAUGCAUAGGCCAGGGGUGUAAAAAGGCAGGAUAUUUACCUUUAUGAAAAGUCCUAUGAAGACACACCUUUAAUGCAUGAAUUAAAAUGAGCUUUGCUACAUAGGUCAAGAAAGCUCUAAUGUAACAAAUUGUUCUAAAACAUAUGCUCAAAUAGUUAGGAACCCAAUUAAUGAGCUCACUUGUAAAAUAAGUAAAAUCAGAACUGCUCUUCUUUUGUAAUUGUGGCUGGCUUGAGCAUUUGUUCAGAAUUUCACUCAAUUAGCUUUAAUAAAUUAUUUCUCUACCUUUAUGAAAAUUGAAGGUGAACAGGACCUCCAGAGCAUUCUUGGAGGAAUGAGUCAACAACAGCUGAUGCAGCUUCUUGGUAGGUGGUGGUUUAUUUUCAGCCUAAUUUUCUUAUUCAUAUCAAGUAAAGCUACAUGGUACAUCAUUUUUAAAUACAUUUCAUUGUAAUUCAUUACACUAUUACUAUUACGAAGUAAAAGUUAAUUUUUUUUCUAAGAUCCAAUGAGAAAGAACUAGUUUUUCAAAUGUUUAGAAAAAAAACAACAAAUCAAAUAUUGUAUGUUGCAUUUGGCCUUCAAUAAAAAAAAAAAUUAUCAUCAUUUAGUGUCUUCAAUUUAGAGUUUAAAUAAUUGAUAAAGCAGUAAGAUGAUUUAUUUUGGUCUGGACGCCAGUUUGUAACACUAUGGUGUGUACCUCUGCUGUUAUGAGCUGUCUUUCUUUACAGGAGGCAUGGGUAUAGGUGGUGGUAGUUCAAGUUCUAAUGUUCUGGGCUCUCUGAUUGGACGUCCCAGUAGUGCUCAGUCUACUGCAUCAGAGCCGUAAGUCCUUAAGAAUUACAGUUAUUUAAUUUUUAUUAUUGUGCGUUGAUUAUUUACAUUUCAGCUUUCAGGUGCAACAUGGCAUAACGCUUUUGUUAAAGCACUUUUUAAUCCCAUGCAAGCCCUGAUAUUGGUAGUAAUCAGGGGGUACUCUGUUUAAAAUUUUGAGAUAUCUAAUGUAUAAUUUUAGCAAAACAUUUAGGGAAAAGCUUAAAAAUUGCUAAAGAAAUAUCUUUUAAUUUAACUGUUCCUUAGGGUGGUUAAAUUAAAACUUGUUUUUCUCUUGUAUUUAACAAAAAUUCUAUUCUAACAAUUCUUGUCUUAAAACAUUUUCUAUUUUAUUUGUUGUAUUUACAGACCCCUUAGAAGCCAGUCUGCAGCUGGUGCUAGAGGUGCUUCCAGGGAUGCUACUCCAUCCCAGCCUCGUCCUGUUACUGCUGCGGCCUUACCUUCACAGGAGACUGCGGGUGAUGCACCACGUGCUGCUGCAGCACCAGUUGUGAGUGGAAGCAGUGGGGUACCACCAACAGCAGGAGCAAGUGCCCAGAUUCAGCUUAGUGAUUUGCAGAAUAUUCUCUCUACUAUGAAAGGUUAGGCUUGGACAAAAUUAAUGCAAAUAAAUUACUGACCUGCUAAGCUCAUUUAAGAAAUUGUAUGCAACACACCCUCGCAUCUCGCACUAUUGCUCCAAUCCGCUCACAAGUAGACCAUUUGAAUAGGCAUGAAUUCUUUAGUUUUAAGAGAGUAACUGCUCUUGUGAUUUGUUGAGGCAUUGUAAGAUUUAAUCUAAGCUUAUAUUAUCAAUCUCUUUGGUGAACAAGGAUGUCUCGUCAAUAUAUCAUGCUGCGCUCUUAGAAAUAAUAGAUGAUAUUAAAGACACCUUCAUUUUUUUGGAGUAGAGGAAAGUUACCAAAAUCCUUACAUUUUAUAGUAUGUUCUUUUUUGUCAUAAAAUUUGUUAAAAAUCUUUUCCUUUCUAUUCCUCAGUCCCAACAGAUGGUGCUGGGAAAGAAGGUUGGUCAUUGUUUAUUCAAUUCUAAAAAAAAUAAAUUUACAAAAAAUUUAAUUAUGAUAAAGAAAGUAGCUGCAGGAAAUAGUCAGGAUUACAAAGGACUACCUUCUGUGGGGGAAAAUGUCAGUACUGUCAAUUUUUUUAUCAUAUUUUGCUUCUUAAAAAAAGUUGGCGGUCUGUACUGUAAUUUUUUUAAUCCCCAGGAUAUUAGGCAGCUGUUCUUAUUUCAUUUAUUUCAAUAAUUACUUAUGUGUCUAAUAUUUUAUUUAAAUUAAUUUCGAGUUCAAUAAUUUUGGAUUUAUUUCAUUUAAAAAUUCUCUUAACAAUAGUUAAAGCACAUUUUUCUCUUGAUUUUCUGUGCCCUUAAUUGAUAUAAUUUAAAAAUCCCAUUGCUUUCCAGGAGUGGACCUAGCCAAAGCUCUUAGCCCUGAAGCCAUGAUCCCUAUUCUGGCUAAUCCCGAGGUUCAGGAGCGGCUCAUCCCAUAUUUACCUGAGGGGGGGUCCCUGCCCAAGACAGAGGAGGAACUGCGCAACACUGUCCAGUCACCUCAGUUUCAGCAGGUAGGUGCAUCUUAUAUGUUCAUGGUUAUUGUUAGUUUGAGGAUACUUUAUUUCUCUUAGUAACGUUAUUUGAUAAAUCAAACAAAUGGUUUUAAAUUUAUUUUUGGCUACAAAAUUGCAUAUUUUUGUUGGAACUUUUAGCCAGUGUUUGAAAUUAAACUUUAUGCUAAGGAAUCAUUUAAAACUGUAUUUUUUUCAGUAAAUUUGUAUUAUAAAAUGAUGAAAUUAGUGUAUCAAAUGCAUUGUGGAUUUCAUGAACAAAAUAGCCCUUAAUGAAUGUCAGAAAUUGCACAGUUUGAUGAAAAUGAUACAACAAACUACAUUUGUUUUAUAACCUGACAUGAAGGACCUAGGCCAAGUGUCCCUCAAACCUUGAAUUCGCAACUAAUUUUACUCAUUACUCAGCUAAAUGAAUGAACCAUAAUUUUUUUAUCCAGGCUCUGAGUUCUUUCAGCUCAGCUCUCCAGUCAGGUCAGCUGGGCCCUCUGAUGUCACAGUUCGGUCUAGGCGAGGAUGUAGCUAAUGCUGCUGCUCAGGGGGGUAGGUAUUUCAAACAACUUUCUUAUAGAAUUUGUCCAUUGACCUGUAGGAGUGAAAAUUCAUGAGGAUAGCUGGGACUUUUUACUCUAAUGUGCUUUGUGGAUAUAAAGUGAUUAAACUUAUUUUGAACAAAUUUAAUAUGGUUUUCAUCAUAAUUCUUCAUCCUUAAUGAUUUAAAAUAGUUCUACAAUAUUAUUUUAUUUUAUUAACAUGAUUAUUUUGGGGUCUUUUUAAAAAAUUUAAAAAUAAAAAUUUUAAAAAGAUUUUAUAGUUAUUUAUUUAUUUAUUUUUUUUCAUUUGACAUGAUUUAAUUCGAGCAUUUAGUUAAUAUUUUAAAGAAUGACUUUUGUGGGGAAAAAAAUGUUAUUUUGAAUUUGUUCCAGAUAUGGAAGCAUUUGUCAAAGCCAUGCAAGAAGCCACCAAGAAAAAGGAGGGGGACUUGGAUGAUUCCAUGGAGCACUAGCUUCAUUCUAGCUCACCGAACAGGCAUCAGGAGUGCCACUCUGCUGGUCAGCCUCUCUGCAAGCAGAGUUUGAUAGAUUGUAUGGUGUUGUCCUUGAGAGAGAAUGAAUCUUUUAGAGCAUAUUUUAAUUCUUACCUUAGAACCAGAGUUGAUAGGGCCACAUCAGAAAACCUAGAGCCUUCCUAUACGAUCAAUAGCAAUCCUCCAAAUCCUGUUCAAAGUGUAGACACUCACCAAAACCAGUUUUCCAACUUUCAUGAGUUUGUGGAAGUGCUGAAAGGAGACAUUGAUAGGUCUAUGGGGUCUGAGAUCUGGGACAGCCCAACAGAUGUUAACUCAGAUGAAGUUGAGGUGGCUCCUCCUCCUCCCAUAGAAUGGACGGAUGAUGGCUUAACUAAGAAACUUGUGUCCAGAAAGUUGCCUCCUAAAAUUGAUGAGGGUAGUGAUGAGAGGUGUGAUUCUAAUGAAGAUGUCAGACAAAUGUCUGGAGCUGUGGAAUGUAUAGACAACCUGAGGACAGAUCUGACCAAUGUCGUCCAUCUGGAACCUGAUGGGGACACAAACCAAGAUGAGAGGGAAAGGUGCAGCAGCAUGGUUGGUUUUGAUCACCUGAGUAAAGAAGUUAUCGGUAAUGAACUUGAUUCUAAUGUCCCCAGAAGUCCUUCUGAGAACCUGGUAGUCCAUCUCUCAGUUGGGGAUAGAAACAAACUGGAAAACUGGCAUAAAUCAGAGCAGGCCCCGACCACUGUCCAAGUAGAAGUGGAUGUUUUAACACGUGCCUCACUUAGCUUCCAUGUUAAAAUUAAUGAGCAUUAUGAGCAAGAAAGCAACAGUAGCCUUUGUGCCAUGAAAGGAUCAAGUCAUCAAGACAUCACAAAAGAACAGUUUGCUAUUGAGAGUAGUGUAGACGGUGAUGAGCAUACUGGAAUCAAGAAAAUGAGUUCUUUUGCACAACUUAAAGUAGUUGUUGGUGACUGCAUUCACUCUGAUUUAUAUAAUAAGGACAUGAACAGUUCUGAAGAAAAUUUGACUAAGUUUACUAAAACCAAGGAAAUAGCAUCUGAGGGCAUAGCGCUCACUGUGGAGACAAAGAUUGAUAUGAAUUCUGAGACCAACUCAGAGGCUUCUGUUAUUGAAAUCCAACUAAACACAAAAGACAGUCCCAUCAGCUUGGAGAGCACUUAUGCCACCAAAUCAGGAGAAAAAAUUCACAACAAUGGUUCUGCCAAAGUCACUAGUCAUCCAAAUGUGAACCAAAGAGAUGGAGGUGACCCACAGGAAGCCCAUAAGAACACAAGAGCAGAGCCCAUGGUUCAGACGGAGGCAUAUAACUAUGAUUCAGAUCUGCCAGUAAUAAAGAUAGAUGAAGGCAGCAGUGAAUGGGGUGACACAAAUGAAGACUUUCGAGACAUGAGGGAUGAUGUCGCCAUUCUGGAAGAGAUUGACCCACUGAUGCGAAACACAUAUGAUACAGACGAUGAUAUAAGUGAGGCAACAGACACCAACAAAGAUAUCCGAAGUGUACAUGAGAAGAUGGCUGCGUUUGAUCAUCUCAGCUAUGAGGUCACUGGAGAAAAAGAGUUUUGUGGUCACUUAGAAACUUUAAUCCAAUCAAAGUCAGCCAUAUGGGAUGGCUCAGAUUUAAACCUCCAGGUGCACAUGGAAAAAACUGAGGUCAGUCAAGUUGGGCAUGUCAAAAUUGGUGUGGAAAUUACAAGCAGUCGAUCUUCGCCUUUGAUAGAGGAAAUUUACCUUCAAUCCCUUAAGGUCAUGGAUUCCGCUAAAAGAUGUGGACAUACUUCUGAUGGUAAAUACACCUGCCCUAAAUAUGAGUUCAUUAAUGAAGGGUUUAUUGAUGAUGAGAAUCAAGUGGCUGAAACCAAUUCCUACCACAGUGGGCAUGAGGACAAAACGACUUUAGUCAGUAAAGAAAAUAAUAUGAAUGAUCAAGUUAUGGAAGCCAGAAGUCCUCAGAAAUUAGGAGAUGUAAGUACAGAUGUCUCAGAUCACUUAACAGUAAUGAAAGGAACACCAAAUUUAACCAAGGACACAAACAUUGAACUUUUGAUCAGUAAUAAAUUAUCUGAUCCUUGGUGUAGUUUGAAGAGAGGCACAGAGGGUGUCUUGUUAGUGGAGGAAGUGAGCAGCAAUGCUAAACAUGUGUACAAAGAUGAGCUUUAUGUUGAUACUGACAAUGGAGACAUCAGUCUGGAACCUCAUGAUCUGGGUGACAAGGAUGUGAGAUUAUCUGAAGAAUUUAUUAAUGUGAACAACACAGAGACAACAGCUAGAACCACAAUCAUUGUGAAAAGUCCAGUAUUUGAUGAUCCUGGUGCUUGGUGCAAUGACUCAACACAAGUCGAAGGCGAGACUAACCAAUCACAGAUACAGCUUGAGCGUAAAAUCUCAACAGCAGACAUGUCUGUGAAGAACACAUUUUCUGGUGGGGAAAGUGGUGGGUCAUCUUGCUGGCCAGACAACUCUCACCUCCCCCUAGACUCGAGAGAUGAGGUGCAGGGUGGGGAAGAGCCAAAGGAUGUAUUACAUAACAGUUUAAGCUUAACAGGGGAUGAUUCUCUGGCUGGAGAAGAAACCCAAUGCCAGAACUUGUUACACCAGAAUGAUACCGGCCCUGGUGAUGGUCCUAGUGCUGCUUGUGGGGAAGAUAAUACAGUUCCGGGGUCUCUUACCAAGAAAAAACUUCCACUGACCACUAUUGGUCAAACUGAAAUGAAGCCACUGGUUUGCGGUAGCAGUAACCGGGGCAAAAUGACCUUAGCCUCCAGUCUACAUCAGUCCUUUAUUUUUGAAGCUGAUAUUGCAGUUCAGAAAAGGAACAGCUCUGACCUCUGCUUGUCUAUUCGUUCAGAGCUCGGGAGAACGUUGAAUGAAACAAUCUGUGACUACAGAAAUCUUUCCAGCACAAGUUCCCAAGCCAGACAAUCGUUUCCAACUAGCAGCGACCAUGACAUCAUGCAAGAUGUCAGUGUUGAUCAUGUGACAUUUGGCGGUGACCUCCAAGCAGAAUACAAUGACAUGGUGACCUAUGCCCUCAACUUUGUAGAUAUGCUCUUCUGGAUUUGUCUUGCUGUAGCCAUCUUUAUUUUUGAAGUUUUCAAAUAUUACUGAAAUCUUGCACCAUUUGCCGGUACUGGGUGCAGUCCCCUUUGAAGUCAUUAAUGAUCUUCUAAUUUUAUUCAACAUGUAAUAUUCAUACAAGAAAAUGCCAUUUCUGCUUGCAACAACCUGCUGCAUAAAAAAAAUUCACACAAUCUUUAUUUCAUGAGGUGUGAUGAAAAAAUAUUUCUUUAUAAGCAAAUUGAUUUUUUCCACACUUAGUUUUCAGAAUUUGUGUAGUUAUAGUAAAGUUAAUUUGCCUCCUUGUUAAAACUAAUAACCUGCAGAAGUUGAAGCACUAGGUAUUCUGUAAUAUUAAUUAAUGAGUGAAAGUCUUUGUGAGUAAAUGACAGUGUAUCUAGUGUUAUGCCGAUAUUCAUCAUCACAAAAAUUAUUCUAAUAAAGGUUUGAAGAAUGUGGCUCUGUAUUUUAUUGUCUUGUUGUCAUUACUAUUCUAUUAUUAACCAAUCUCAGUUUGUCACUUGUAUUCCCCCAUUGUAUUGUUAGCUCAAUAUUGGCUUCAUUAAAUGUUUUGUUUCAAUUGAGCCUUUUUUUUUAAUUAUUUUUUUUUUGUGUGUUCUAAGUUUUCAAAAAGUGAUGUCAAGUGAUCAAUCAGUUCUCUGUGUUUCAUAAUCAUCACCAUUUUAAACUAGUGAUUUAGUGGUUAAAUUAUUUGUUUGCAUGUGACAUUCAAUCAGUACUUUUUAAAAAUAUAUUUUUGAGUGGAGUUCUCUGUUCCUUCUGAAAUAAAGAAAUAAUUAAGCA